AGUAACUCCCUACAUAAGGAUCAAUCCGCGACACGCUGAAUAUAUAAUUGCCCACUUUCUACUCCUUCCCCAUUACUUGAGCACGUCACUCCGAUGACCUUCAAUUAGUUAUCAUUGUGUCUUUCCACCUUGAUCGGUUCCUCACAACAGUCGGCGUCACAUCACUGUUAUAAUAAACUUCUACCAACAACAUGACUCAAGAUCCUGAGGAUGCUUUGAAUAUUUCUCUGGAUCUUUUACAGAUUGGCAAGGAACUGAAAAGAUCGGAAGCGUCCUCUAUAUUCGAGGUAGAGAUAGAAGGAACUCGCUACGCGAUGAAAGUUUUCCAUGAUAACGGUGACCCAGGAUUCACAGAAAAAGGCCGUGAUUUGAACCGUUUUCGCUGUGAAUUGAGAGCCUAUCGAAAUCUGCGACGGUUUGGUGUAUGUGAUCGUGGAUCAGUUCCCUACUAUCACGGUUAUUUUGAUCAACUUGAUCCAGCCCAGCUUGCACCGCAUCUUAAUCAUUAUAUGGAGGAUAUUAACAACCCAAGUGUCAUAUUGCUCGAGUACUUGGAGGGUACAGAAGAGCUUAACUGUGUGAAUUAUUCAGAUGAUAGCUUUCAAAUAGCACUUCGCGGAUUGCAAGAUAUUCACAGUGCUCUAGUUCACCACGAUAUAUAUCCAAAGAACAUCCUCAUUGUUCGUGGACCACCUGAGAGACGUGAAACACCGGAGAGAGUUGUUUGGAUAGAUUUCAAUGUUGCCAUGACUUUCACAGAUAAACAAUCCAUAAGCUGGAAGGAGGAAGAGUACUUCAACUAUGAAAUGAAGCUCGCUGCAAGCUUUGGGGACCUUUUGCGAGAGGAUCAGAAAGAAGGCCUUCCUCCAAACACGAAGUUCUACUAA
Messenger RNA from Aspergillus sclerotioniger CBS 115572, 887 nucleotides. RefSeq lists its product as uncharacterized. The transcript is spliced from 3 exons. The record is from RefSeq and is a predicted model, not a curated record. Gene Ontology annotation, biological process: protein phosphorylation. The coding region runs from base 192 to 887 and encodes 231 amino acids. NCBI's taxonomy places the organism in Eukaryota, Fungi, Ascomycota, Eurotiomycetes, Eurotiales, Aspergillaceae. Gene Ontology annotation, molecular function: protein kinase activity; ATP binding.